Paramecium sonneborni is the source of this 440-nucleotide messenger RNA. Lineage: Eukaryota; Ciliophora; Oligohymenophorea; Peniculida; Parameciidae. The record is from the annotation of a GenBank genome assembly.
CCAAAACUUACAAAAAAGAUUUAAUCUGUAAAUUUCUUGAAAAACCAAUAUUCAUCUCUUUAUAAAGUCAUGUAAUUAGAGUUGAUCACUUGAAAACAUGAAGUCUCAUCAAAAAAAUACUCUAUUAUACUGAUAUCCUAUCUUUUGGUUUAGCUAACGAAGUAUAAUUUCUUAAAAUAACUGAAAUUAGACCUAUUGACAUGGUAAUUAAUGAAAAGUCUCCUAAAGAAGAAAAACUUCAAGAAAAACAGAUAUUAGUCCAAAUUACUAAACUUCUAAAAUAUUCAUAAUUUUAAUAACUAGAUCUUGUGAUGAAUAUUUUUUAAAACUAAAGUCAAGAAGACUAUUUGAAUAAUAUUAUUAGCCGAGAUUAAAAUAAUAAUAUAUACAAAAAUGAUAAUUAAUAAUCAAGAAGGCAAUCAAUAAUAGCAACUAAUUGA